This is a messenger RNA of Lymnaea stagnalis (great pond snail), 7423 nucleotides long. The record is from the annotation of a GenBank genome assembly. Lineage: Eukaryota; Metazoa; Mollusca; Gastropoda; Lymnaeidae.
ACUUUAUAUAACUUAACACUAUCUCCUUACCUACCCCUCUCUUUCCUUAAAAGCACAACAUAAUUCAAAUAGGGAAGACGUACAAGUUAAGUUACGCUAAACCCAUUGAUUUGGGUCCCAGAAAUGUCUCUGUAUCGCAAUGCUGUGUGGUUAUUAAAAGGAAUCCGAGAAUAUACAAAGUAAGUUUAAUUUUAAUAAUUAAUUAAUUAACAAUUUUAUUUAUGCUAAGGCCUGGAAGGGGGAUAAGUAGUAUUAUACUAUAAAUUAUAGUAUAGUAUACAAUAUAAAUAAGUCAUAAGGAUACAGAUUCUGGAAUAAGUAAGUCUGGUAAAUCACACACAGUAUAACAUUGACAUAGUCAUAGGAAUAGCAGUGCAGACCUGUUUACCCCUGGGUUAGUCAGAGUAGUUUUCAGCCCACAAAAACAUAGUUUGAAGCUCUAAAGACUAAAUAAAGAGUAGUUUUGCACUUUCGGUUUUUAAAGGUGCUGUCGAGUGCUGUUGGGCAUUAUUUUAUUAACACUACAAACUUAAUAUUGAAUCAAAAAGGAAUUAAUUUAUUAUUAUUAUAUUAGGCUUAUAGAGUAUAGAGCAGGGGUCUCAAACUCCCGGCCCGCGGGCCAUUUACGGCCCGCUACCUGACAGCAAAGUUUAGUGUUAAUGCGGCCUGCAAGUUUUCCCCAUUCUCAUAUCUAUAACGUGACAAUCCGCGGCGGUUUCAAUCGAAUCUCACAGAUUAAUCUAAUUCUGAUUUUCAUCAUGUUUGUAUAGAUUUGAACGUUUAUUAUAAUGGUAAAACCCGUUUUAAAAUCGACUAAAAGUUUUUACUUUGUGCCAUUUUAUGAGACAAACAAAGUGCGGUUUUGAGAAAAGUUAAAAAAAGUCAGUUAGUGGGUAAUGCACUGCAAUAAUUGUGUAAAUCGUAACAAUCUGACACAGUAUCAAAGAAUCCCUAUUAAAAUUGCUGCUAGUGUGUACGCGUGAGGAAUAUUCCGAGCUGUCAGCUUGGUCUCUUUCAAAUUAGGGUUUGUCAAAAAGCCCUUUUCUACGAUAAGAAAAUCAAAAUUCAUUCUCUCUACAAUAACAUCUUCCUUCGCAUCAAUAAUUCAUAAAUAUUGCCUGCUCCUGCCUACUGUCUGAACUUGAACAUGUUUUAGUCUUUAAAGUUUUCAUGGAGAAGGUUGGGGUGGUUGUUCCUGUACUAAGUGAUCCCAAGUGGCUCAUGGACUUGGCUCUUCUUGUUGACAAGAGCUGAAUGUACUCAACAAGAAGUUACAAUAGCUUGUCAGUGUGUUGCCAAUGACAAUGUCAGGGCAUUCUGAACAAAACUUGUAUUAUGGUUCUUAGAGCAACCUCUGCCAUUUCCCAACAUGCAAAGUACGCAUGGACUCUGGCUCAAUAUUCAGGAGUAACUUAGUAGUAAGUAUACUGAUGCCAUUGCAAAGCUACAGAAAGAAUAUGAUCACAUGUUUUUAGAAUUAAAAAACACACACAGCCACUUUUCAGCUUUUUGCUGAUCCUUUAUCCUUUUAUGUGGAAAAUACCCCCCCCCCCCUUUUUUUUUUUCCUUUUCAAAUGGAGCUGAUUGAUCUUCAGUGCAAUUCUAAGUUCAGGGAGGUGAAUAGAAUAACAGACAAGCAUAGAAAAUUAUGAGAGCAUUGCCCUCCACCUCCACUGAGAUCUCCAGGUUGUACAAGCGGAUCAUACAGUUUUUUGGGAGUACCUAUCUGUGUGAAAAUCUCUUUUCCACUGUGAACUUCAACAAGUCAAAGUUCAGGGCCAAACUUACUGAUGAGCUUCUUCAAGAUAUACUGAGGGUCUUAGUUGCUUCCUCACUGUCCGCGGAAGCAAAGCGUCUCUGCGGAAACUUGGGGGCGUCCACAUGGGGUUUUGCCUCUUCGUGGCGUGGCAGAAUAGUAGGGAGGUUUCCUCCCGAAGCUAAAAAACCCCGGCCACUGCAUGAUUCCCAACGCAACGGGAGGAACGCAAUAACAUGAUUACUUGUUGCCGUUAAUGGAUAUGAGGUCUGGGUGGCGGUCAAAACCCUUGCCGAUGAUCUUAGAUAUGCGGCCCUGAGAAAGCCGCUCCUAGGCGACCGUUUCGUCCCCACUUACGUCCCAACCAGACAACUCCCUGGACGGUUUGGGGGGGGGGGGAGGUAACGCAACACCUUUCCCCCAGAGGGGAAGCGAAGCUGUUCAGACCCAAGGAGAGGGGACCGGGAGCGCUUUAAACGCAGCAUUUUCAGUCGCCUGGACGUCCCCCAGCCAAGGGGGGUCUGAGAAAGCCGCUCCUAGGCGACCGUUUCGUCCCCACUUACGUCCCAACCAGACAACUCCCUGGACGGUUUGGGGGGGGGGGGGAGGUAACGCAACACCUUUCCCCCAGAGAGGAAGCGAAGCUGUUCAGACCCAAGGAGAGUGGACCGUGAGCGCUUUAAACGCAGCAUUUUCAGUCGCCUGGACGUCCCCCAGGCCAGGGGGGAGGUUCCUAACAUGCUUCCAACACGGCCUGGCGGUGGGGAGACCCAGCGUCGGCCCGUGUGGGGGUGUGCCGGGGGGAGUAUUAAGAGCUCGCGCUAGACGACCCAACGAUGUCAUUUCCAAUGUGACGUUAUUAGUUGCUUCCUCACUCAAGCCAAAGUUGCUCAGAAGAAGCACUGGCACUGCCAGAUAUCUGGCAACAAUGAGUAGGAGGAAAAUGAAGCCUAGUUCUUGAGAACCCUUAAUGUUGUUAUUUGUUAUUUAUAAAGGUUUAGCAGAUUGUAACAGUUGUACUUUAAUGAAUUAGUAAUCGCUUCUUUUGUGGAAUACUUGAUGCAGCCCAGUCUCACUCAAACUCUACCUCCUGUGGCCCCCGGGUGAUUUUGACCCCUGGUAUAAAUGGUCCUAUAUCAUAUAGACCAGUAUCCUAUUUAUACCUUAUUAAUAUAGUAGGGAUAAUAAAAUAAACCUAUGCCUGACUUCAAUAGACUUCAGACUAAGUCUACAAAGUGCGGAAGAAGGUGUAUCAAGAACAUUUUGAACAAUGAAAAUUGAAAUGGUUGCAUAUUUAGGGUUAAUUUAUGCAUUAUUACUAUUAUUAAUAUUAGUGAACUAGGAAAAAAUAAUUUAACAACAUAACUUAGGCCUUCAAUUUUUUUAAAGGCCAGAUGUUAUAUUGUAGAUUUUUAAAAAGGCUGUUAGUAUUACUAAGUUAACUAACUACUGAAUUACUGUACUGCGGUCACGUAUCGUAUUUGUAUGUUAAAUGUUUAAAAACCAAAUUCCUCCACUAAUAUCAAUGUUAUCAUGUACUAUUAAUUCAAAAUGACAUUUUUAUUUUUUUGUUAUCAGAGGUGGUUAUCAGUCUGCCAGCAAAAGUUUCAAUGCUACGGACCUAGAUGUUAACAUCAACCAGCGUAGUUACAUGGUGACAGGGGGAAACAGUGGUGUCGGCAGAGCAACUGCUCUAGCCCUAGCCAAGAAAGGUCACAGUGGCUUUCAUCUAUAGUUGCAGGUUCUUUAUUUUUAAAAAAAGUAUUAAAAGAAAAAUCAAUAUUAAACAUAAAAUUAAUUUUUUUUUUUCCUCAUAAUAGUGUUGUUAGACUAGUUAUCUGCUAGAACAUCUCCUAAACACUGCCAAGUCAGUGAUUUCACUUGGUGCCCUCUAAGCAACCAAUAAUUUUUUUUUUUCUCCAAUCAUUAAGAAGUUGUGAGGAAGAGUUGACGCGUGGUUGCAUUGGGGCAAGUUACUCUACCUCAUGUGUUGUGUUACCGGUAUUUGAAAUAUAUUUUGAACACAAAAAGAAAAAUUCCGAGCCAAUAAUAAAUUUAAAAACUAAAAAAUUUUGUAAUAAAAAUAUUUUUUUAUGCAACAUUUUUCACAUUUCUUAUUAGGGGGAACAGUGCACAUUGUAUGUCGAAACCAAGAGCGUGGUGAAGCAGCACUUAGUGAUAUAAAGACACAGUCGGGCAAUCAGGUGAGAAAAUGGGUGCUGCAGGAUUUAUGAUUGGGUGAAAAAAUAAAGUCUUGCCACUCCUGUCAUAUCUGCUUAUCUGUUGUGUGGCCAAGGUGGUUUUAAAACUCACCGUAACAACCCCCCCCCCCCUUUCCCCCUAAACCGGAUGACUAGAUGGUCCUCGUGAUUUAUGAUUGGGUUAAAAAAUAAAGUCUUGCCACUCCUGUCCUAUCUGCUUAUCUGUUGUGUGGCCAAGGUGGUUUUAAAACUCACCGUAACAACCCCCCCCCCCCUUUCCCCCUAAACCGGAUGACUAGAUGGUCCUCGUCGAUGUUGACGGACGAACAACAACAAAAAGCUGCUUGUAUUAACCUAAGCCUGCCACUUACCUUGAAGGAAAGGCAGGAGUCUUAGAAACUAGUCAGCAUGGGAUUUUCCAAACCUAUGCUCCUGUGUCACAGUAAACUGUCGUAAAAACUGUACAUUUUCCUUCAUCUUGAGGUCAGAUCUGUUUUAAUCAGCAUGUAGAUAUUUAUGGAAAUAAUUGAAACAAAGUAUGGGAAAAACCUGAAGAAAGGAACACCCCAAAACAAUGAAUGUGUCAACAUAAAGCCUUCAUCAGGGAAAACACAACAGUAAAAACAGAAUUAAAUCAAAAUAACACUAAGCUGAGAUGUAGUAUCAGAAAGGGCAGAAAGAGAAUUGUGACAGAAAAUAAGUAGGUGAGUAAGUAAAUACAGACUAAAAGGUACAAGAAAGAAAAGAGGAGACGUAAGUCCACUGUAGAUUUUUAUGUAGGCUACACUGACCUUUUUAAAGUUUUUCAGCUAUGAUAUCUGAGAAGAGAGUUGUAGACUGUAGAAUUCUGAUUAGAUAACAAUUAUAUUGUCACUGUUCCAAAACAACAACCGCUCCUACAGGCUAUAAAUCAUAAGGCAUACUUUUAACAAAAUAAUUACAAUUUAGGUACAUUUUCAUUGAUAAUUCAAUUUUAACUGACAUUAUAUCCUAAUGUAAAGCAAUUAAAUUAUUGUUAUAAGGCACCACACUUACACAUUAAAAAAUGUAUGUAAUUAAAAUUAUUAAUUUUGACAGAAUGUCUUUUUGCAUCUUCUUGACAUGUCUAAACCAAAAGACAUCUUGGCCUUUAGCGAGAAAUUUAGAAGUAGUGGCUCAACUCUGAAUGUGUUGGUGGGUAUUUUGUUAGAAAAAUUUGAAUGACAUAAAAAGUCAGUUGUAUAAAGCAUUGAUUAAAUCAGGGAAAUGGAAAGAGGGAGGUGAUAAGUCUGAUAUUUCGAUAUUGAUAUAUCUGAUAUUUAAAUAUACUUUCUCAUACCAUUGUAUGAUAUCUCUGGAGAAAUUUCAAUCUUUCAUGCAUUAAUAUUUUCACUGAUAAAUGUUUAAUAUUUUUAACAUUCAUAUUGCUUAGUUACAUUAAUACUCUUAAUAAAUGUUAUGCUACAUAUUUUUUACUUUAACUCUAAUGUGUCUUUCAAAUCUUUAGAUAAAUAAUGCAGGAAUUUUGGCAGGAGACAAAAGAGAGGUAACUGAGGAUGGACUAGAGGUGACUUUUGCAACCAACACUCUGGGAGUUCACAUGUUAACUAAAGGACUGAUUCCGGUACUUGAGAAAGCAGAAGACCCAAGAGUUGUAAGUAUAAAUUUGUUACUUUUCAAUGUUUUUUUAAAAAAUAUUGUCAAACAUUAAAUGCAUAAAAUAUUAUAUUUUGAAGGUAUGUAUGGUUCAAAACACAGAUUAAAGAAAUUUUUCAGUAGUUAUUUUGGUAAAUAUAUUUUGAAUUAAGCAUGCAAAUAAUAUUUAAAAAUUAAUUGUAACAGAUUAUUGUGUCUUCUGGUGGGAUGUUGGUAGAAAAACUGGACUUGAGUGACCUUCAAUUUGAGAAAAUGUCUAAAUUUGAUCCAACAAUGGCUUAUGCUCAGACUAAGAGGCAAGAAGUUAUAAUGGCGGCAAUGUAUGCCAAGAAAUAUAUCAAAAUUCAUUUUUCUAGUAUGCACCCAGGUUGGGCAGACACUCCUGGUAAGUAUCAAACUCAAGACAAAUUGACUUAGUUUAUGGAUCUAUCUAAUUUUAGACAUUGUAACAAGCAUAUCUUUGUUUUUAAUUUUCAACAAAUGUGUUCAUGCUAACAGCAAUCAGUCCUCCCUUUCAAUGUAAAUAUUAUUUAUAUGUGUUUAUUUUGUUAAAAUUAAAAAUUCUUAAUUAUUUAUGAAAUGGGAAAAAACUGUUGACUUGACUACAUUAUGGUCCUAUCAAUUCAUUGCCAAUAGAAAUAAAAUAACUUUGUGCUGUUAUAAACCAAUUUUAAACCAAUAUUACAGGAGUUCAGAAUUCAUUACCAGACUUUUAUAACAGAAUGAAAGAUAGACUUAGGAGUGAAGAUGAAGCUGCUGAUACCAUUUUGUGGUUGGCCAUUGCCCCCGCUGCUGUAAAACAUCAGAGUGGACUGUUUUUUCAAGGUGAAAUAUUUCUGACUUGCUUUUGCUAUGUAUGAUGCUAUUUCAUCAGAUUGUUUAUAUCAGUGACAGACAGUGUUUCAUGUGGUUCUUUAUAUGCUUUAAUUAAGUUGACCCUUUUAGUGUAAGUCAGUGAGUUUAUAAACCAUCUUUUUACAUGAAAUCAUUCAGAUUAUUGUUUCCUCAGAUCGCAAACCUGUUCCUACUCACCUGCCUCUAGCAUGGACCAAAUCAAGUCCAGAGGAUGAACAAAAAUUAUUGGAAAAACUGGAUGAAAUUGCAGAGAAAUUUUGAAGUUUUUCCAAAGCAAACUGGAUUUGAUCAGCAUAAAUAUAUUUGAGUUACAACUGUUAGGUCAAUUAAUAAAAUGUUUUUGUUUUUUUUAUGUUCAUAUUCUACCUUGGUGUCACAACUAUUUUUGGGAGCAAUAUAUUUAUGUUAAAAAUUUGAAUGUGUAAAGCACCUAAUUCAUGAUAUAUUUCUGCUAUGUAAAGUAACAGUUCAUUAAUUUAAAAAGAAAAAUGAAGUGAACAGUGCCAAUUAUGGUGUAUGGAUUUUCAUGUGCAGAUUUUUGGAUUUUAAAAAUGUAAGUGUUAAUUGUCUUCUAAUAUCUAGAUAGAAUUAAUAUCUAUAUAGAAUUUAGUUUAUUUAUCCUCAUGUUAUAUGAAGAAUCUCAACAUUAAAAAUGUUUUUGUUAAAACUUGACAUAAUUUCACUAAUUCAAUGACCUAAGGAGAUAGUUUGAUCUACUAAAAAUGCCCCUGAAACAUUUUAAGUCACCUAGCACUGACUGAUGAUAUUUAAUAAUCAUGCAUGCAGCUUUAAAAACAAAUAAAAACAAAACUGAGAAAGAAAAAAAAUUAUGUGCUCCAUGAUUUCAAUAAUAAUAGUUUUCAAAAUUAAAACUGAAAUUUUUUUUUUAAUAAAAAAAGGAUUUAUACAGGAUGUUUUUAUUAAUUUUAUUUCCCUUACUGAGUUGUUCAUAAUUUGCUGUAACACUACUGCAUUC